Messenger RNA from Lotus japonicus, 6474 nucleotides. RefSeq names its product K(+) efflux antiporter 3, chloroplastic. Gene Ontology annotation, biological process: proton transmembrane transport; potassium ion transport. The coding region runs from base 525 to 3215 and encodes 896 amino acids. Lineage: Eukaryota; Viridiplantae; Streptophyta; Magnoliopsida; Fabales; Fabaceae. Gene Ontology annotation, molecular function: antiporter activity. The transcript is spliced from 3 exons. Gene Ontology annotation, cellular component: chloroplast; membrane. The record is from RefSeq and is a predicted model, not a curated record.
AAUUGUGCCCACAUUCAAGUCAAUUAAAGCAAGUCCUAUACUUGGUUUCUUCUGUGCUGGGGUGGUACUCAAUCAGUUUGGUUUAAUUAGAAACAUCACAGAUGUUAAAGCUUUGUCUGAAUGGGGGAUCCUUUUCUUGGGCCAAGAAUAUGGAAGGUGUACUCUAGAAGGGGGCAGAAGGAAUCUAUUACUAACUAACAGAAUGCACACCUGGCAGAGAGAGAAAGAGAGCAGAGGAUUGUAUUUAGAUUUGUUAUAAGAAGGUAGUUAGGGAGGGGUAGAGAGGUAUCUCAUUGGAUAGCUUUUAAGUGUAAUGGAUAGGAAGCACUGAGCUUCCUAUAAGGAGCUACGCUCUGGUCAGUAAAGGGAUCCAUUCCCCUUCUCUGUAAUUCUCCAAAUCUAUCAAUAAACAAUCAUCUUUCUCUUACUUUUAAAUUCCCAGUUUGCUGUUUUCAUUGUUGGGCAAAUUGUUUCCUAACAAUUUUGGUCCGACCUGCCGGAUACUUCUGCACCGGAACCAGUGGAUGCCACCCAGGAAGACCAGGGUUGCAGUCACGCAGAUGGAGGCCAAGAUUGAUGCGUUGGAGAGUGAGCUCGCCGCGAUGCGCACCGCUUUGACGGCGGUGACGUCGGCGAUGAAGGAUCUACCCACGACGCUUGUGACGAUGGUCGAAAGAGCGGUGGGGAAAUCAGUCGCCAUUGAUGGGGAUGACAGCGACAACAGACCAGAUCGUGAAGUUGGGGGAAAAACCCCGGAAUCAAUAGGAGGAAAAGAGAUGGAAUCGGUCCGACCAACACUGAACGGUGAGGCUCUGAAUGAGUUCCGUCAAUCAGUCAAGAAGGUGGAGCUUCCAAUGUUCGACGGAAAAGAUCCAGCGGGAUGGAUCUCACGCGCAGAGAUCUAUUUCAAGGUACAGGACACUUCCCCUGAGGUCAAGGUGAGCCUGGCUCAGUUGAGUAUGGAGGGAGGAACCAUACACUUCUACAAUUCCUUGCUGGAAGCUGAGGAGGAGCUGACAUGGGAUCGACUCCGAGAUGCGCUAUUGGAGCGAUAUGGGGGCAACGGCGACGGCGAUGUCUAUGAGCAACUUUCGGAGCUCCGGCAACGUGGCACCGUGGAGGAGUGCAGCACGGAUUUUGAGUAUCUUACUGCCCAAAUUCCCAAACUCCCGGAGAAACAAUAUCAGGGUUAUUUUCUGCACGGGUUGAAGGAAGAAAUAAGGGGGAAGGUACGGAGCUUGGUAGCUAUGGGAGGAAUCAAUCGGGCGAAGCUGUUGGUAGUGACGAGGGCGGUGGAGAAGGAAGUGAGGGGAGAAGGAGGAAUGGGCCAAGUGAGAGCAACCCGGUUUGGGGGAAUUGGGCCCAGACCCGGGUAUAGUGGAGCAUCUAAGGGUAAUGGGGCUGAUUGGGUCUGGGUUAGAGGAAACAAAGAUGUGGGCCAAAACACGGGCAAACCCAAUCCAAAUUCCCGUGGAGAGCAGACAAAAACAGGAGGAGAGGCUCGUCGGGUUGGAUCUAGGGACCGUGGGUUCAAUCACUUGUCUUAUCCCCAACUGAUGGAGCGGAGGCAAAAAGGGCUGUGCUUCAAAUGUGGAGGGCCAUAUCACCCAAAUCACGUUUGCCCCGACAAACACUUGAGGCUGCUAAUUCUGGAGGAUGAAGAGGAUGAGAUUGAUGAGAGUAAAAUCUUGGCAAUGGAACUUCAGGAAGAAGAAGAAAUCCAGGAGGGUGAGCUUAGCUUAAUGAGUUUGUGUGAAUUUGGCAUGAAAAAUGGAGGGAUUCCGCGAACUCUGAAGCUUAGUGGUACAAUUAAUGGUGUCCCCGUGGUGGUGCUUGUGGAUAGCGGAGCAACCCACAAUUUUGUGGAUUGCUAUUUGGUACAGAGGCUUGGUUGGGAGGUAGUUGACACGCCGAGAAUGACCGUGAAGCUAGGAGAUGGGUUCAAAUCUCAAGCUCGAGGGCGCUGUGCUGGUUUGGAAAUUGAUUUUGGGGGCUAUCAACUUCAAUGUGCUCCGCAAUUGUUCGAUUUGGGAGGGCCAGAUAUUGUGCUGGGAAUUGAAUGGCUCAAGACCUUGGGAGACACGAUAGUGAAUUGGGAAACACAAGUUCUGAGUUUUUGGAGCAAUAAGAAGUGGGUCACAUUACAGGGGAUGAGUAAUGGGAAAGAGCAGAUUGAGGCGUUGCAAAGCAUUUUUUCCAAGGGUGAAAGGGCACCUGGGUUGCUGGGAACCAGGUACUCGGAGAAGCUUGGCAACCCGCUGUCCGGAGACACUACCUCGUCGCAGAAAAAGGAAUUGAAUGAUCUUUUGGACAGUUUUGAGGAAGUGUUUCAAGAGAAGCAAGGUCUACCUCCAGGAAGAGGCAGGGAACAUGGGAUCACGAUCAUGGAAGGGAAAGGUCCUGUGAACGUUAGGCCGUACCGUUAUCCUCAUCACCAGAAGAACGAGAUAGAGAAGCAAGUUAGAGAGAUGCUCGCAGCAGGGAUUAUAAGACAGAGCACAAGCGCCUAUUCCAGUCCUGUAAUUUUGGUCAAAAAGAAGGACCAAACAUGGCGAAUGUGUGUCGAUUACAGGGCUCUUAAUCGUGUAACCGUGCCCGACAAGUUCCCCAUACCCGUGAUUGAAGAAUUACUCGAUGAGCUCCAUGGGUCAGUAUUUUUCUCUAAGCUCGAUUUAAAAUCAGGGUAUCACCAAGUUUUGCUCAAACCUGAGGACAUUCACAAGACAGCUUUCCGGACCCAUGAAGGACAUUACGAGUACAUGGUCAUGCCAUUCGGGUUGAUGAAUGCCCCUUCUACAUUCCAAAGCCUCAUGAAUGAGGUAUUCCGUCCUCUCUUAAGGCGCGGGGUGCUGGUGUUCUUCGACGACAUUUUGGUCUAUAGUAAGACUUGGGAAGAGCACAUGAGGCAGCUGAAAACAGUUCUGGGAAUUUUGCAGCACCACCAAUUGACAGCAAACAAGAAGAAGUGUCAGUUUGCGACCAAAUCGGUGGAAUAUUUGGGCCAUUUGAUUUCAGAGGAAGGAGUUGCGGUGGAUCCUGGCAAGAUUGACAGUGUGAAAUCGUGGCCAAUCCCUAAGAAUGUAAAAGGAGUGCGUGGCUUCUUGGGACUCACAGGAUAUUAUCGCAAAUUUAUCCAGAAUUACGGCAAGAUAGCAAGGCCAUUAACGGAGCUCACCAAGAAGGAUGCAUUCAAGUGGGGAGAACAGGCGCAAUAAGCCUUCGAGGAACUCAAGGUAAGACUCACCACUGCUCCUGUAUUAGCGCUGCCAGACUUUACUCAAGAAUUCCGUCUUGAGUGUGAUGCGUCUGGGGUUGGAAUUGGAGCAAUUUUAUUACAGGGGCAGCAUCCAAUUGCUUAUUUCAGUAAAGCUUUAGGGCCCAGGAAUCUUGCUAAGUCCGCAUAUGAGAAAGAGCUAAUGGCAGUAGCUCUAGCAAUUCAGCAUUGGAGGCCUUACUUGUUGGGUCGCAAAUUUGUGGUUUCGACGGAUCAAAAGAGCCUUAAGGAAUUCUUACAUCAGAAAAUCGCUACUGGGGACCAACAGAAUUGGGCUGCGAAGUUGCUGGGCUAUAAUUUUGACAUUGUUUAUAAACCAGGGAAGACGAAUCGCGGCGCAGAUGCUCUGUCGCGAGUAGAAGAAACAGGGGAGUUGUGCCCAUUGUUGUCUUAUCCACUGUGGGAGGAACAGAAGGUAGUUCAAGACGAGGUACUAAGUGAUCCCAAAUUGAGCCAAAUUAUGCGUGAAGUGGCUCAAGAUCCUCUUUCUCAUCCUGGGUAUCGUGCGAAUCAGGGUACACUUUUGUAUCAGGGGCGUGUGGUCAUUUCCAAUACCUCUUCUUUGAUUCCGAAGUUGCUUGAGGAGUUCCACACUUCUCCACAGGGAGGGCAUUCGGGAUUUCUGCGCACUUAUCGUCGAAUUGCUGCAAAUCUGUAUUGGAGGGGGAUGACGAAGACAAUCCAAGACUUUGUCAAAGCAUGUGAUGUGUGCCAGCGCCAUAAAUAUUUAGCUUCUUCUCCAGCAGGGCUUCUUCAGCCAUUACCAAUUCCUGAGCGUGUUUGGGAAGAUGUAUCCCUUGAUUUCAUUACUGGUUUACCUAGAUCCAGGGGGUUCGAGGCAAUCUUUGUAGUCGUCGAUCGCCUCACAAAGUAUGCACACUUCAUCGCAUUGAAACAUCCUUAUACUGCUUGAAGUGUGGCUGAGAUCUUUGCAAAGGAAGUAAUCCGUUUACACGGGAUUCCUUCGUCAAUCAUAAGUGAUCGUGACCCUUUAUUCGUGAGCCAUUUCUGGAAGGAAUUGUUCCGAUUGCAGGGGACUCAGCUGAAAAUGAGUUCAGCAUAUCAUCCGGAGACAGAUGGUCAGACGGAGAUUGUUAACCGUUGCUUGGAAACAUACCUGCGUUGUUUUGCGGCGGAUCAACCGAAGACUUGGGCUUCGUGGCUUCAUUGGGCGGAGUAUUGGUUUAAUACUUCAUACCACUCUGCCACACAGCAAACUCCGUUUGAGGCAGUUUAUGGUCGGAAGCCUCCGGGAAUCAAGCGUUGGGUGCUGGGAGAAACUCGUGUGGGGGCUGUUGAAAGGGAUUUGCAAGAUAGAGAUGAGGCGCUGCGUCAAUUAAAACAACAUUUGUUGGUGGCUCAGGAGCGGAUGCGCGCGCAGGCGAAUGCAAAACGCAAGCAUCAAGAAUUUGAAGUUGGAGAGUGGGUUUUCGUCAAACUCCGAGCUCACCGUCAAUUGUCUAUGGCGAAUCGUGUUCAUGCCAAGCUGGCUGCGCGAUACUUUGGUCCUUAUCCUAUUGUGGCUCGUGUGGGGGCGGUGGCUUACCGGUUGAAAUUACCUGAGGGAGCACGUAUUCAUCCUGUUUUCCACAUAUCCUUGCUUAAGAGAGCUGUUGGUAGUUAUGCGGAGGAGUCUGAAUUGCCUGAGCAAUUGGACGGAGAAGAGUUGCCUUCAAUCCAACCAGCGUCAAUUUUGGCUCAUCGUGACAUUCUGCGUCAGGAAGAGAGUGUUCCACAGGUUCUAGUACAGUGGCAGGGCAAAACACCAGAAGAAGCUACAUGGGAAGAUGUUACAACAAUUCGAAGUGAGUUCCCAAGGUUCACCCUUGAGGACAAGGUUGAAUCUUCAGGAGGUGGCAUUGUUAGAGAGGCAAUUCAAAAUGGGAUUUUAACACAUGAUGACGCAGGGCCAAGAAUAUGGAAGGUGUACUCUAGAAGGGGGCAGAAGGAAUCUAUUACUAACUAACAGAAUGCACACCUGGCAGAGAGAGAAAGAGAGCAGAGGAUUGUAUUUAGAUUUGUUAUAAGAAGGUAGUUAGGGAGGGGUAGAGAGGUAUCUCAUUGGAUAGCUUUUAAGUGUAAUGGAUAGGAAGCACUGAGCUUCCUAUAAGGAGCUACGCUCUGGUCAGUAAAGGGAUCCAUUCCCCUUCUCUGUAAUUCUCCAAAUCUAUCAAUAAACAAUCAUCUUUCUCUUACUUUUAAAUUCCCAGUUUGCUGUUUUCAUUGUUGGGCAAAUUGUUUCCUAACAAUUUUUUCAUAGACAUCGCCGUCGUCGUUGCCCCCAUAUCGCUCCAAUAGCGCAUCUCGGAGUCGAUCCCAUGUCAGCUCCUCCUCAGCUUCCAGCAAGGAAUUGUAGAAGUGUAUGGUUCCUCCCUCCAUACUCAACUGAGCCAGGCUCACCUUGACCUCAGGGGAAGUGUCCUGUACCUUGAAAUAGAUCUCUGCGCGUGAGAUCCAUCCCGCUGGAUCUUUUCCGUCGAACAUUGGAAGCUCCACCUUCUUGACUGAUUGACGGAACUCACUCAGAGCCUCACCGUUCAGUGUUGGUCGGACCGAUUCCAUCUCUUUUCCUCCUAUUGAUUCCGGGGUUUUUCCCCCAACUUCACGAUCUGGUCUGUUGUCGCUGUCAUCCCCAUCAAUGGCGACUGAUUUCCCCACCGCUCUUUCGACCAUCGUCACAAGCGUCGUGGGUAGAUCCUUCAUCGCCGACGUCACCGCCGUCAAAGCGGUGCGCAUCGCGGCGAGCUCACUCUCCAACGCAUCAAUCUUGGCCUCCAUCUGCGUGACUGCAACCCUGGUCUUCCUGGGUGGCAUCCACUGGUUCCGGUGCAGAAGUAUCCGGUAGGUCGGACCAAAAUUGUUAGGAAACAAUUUGCCCAACAAUGAAAACAGCAAACUGGGAAUUUAAAAGUAAGAGAAAGAUGAUUGUUUAUUGAUAGAUUUAGAGAAUUACAGAGAAGGGGAAUGGAUCCCUUUACUGACCAGAGCGUAGCUCCUUAUAGGAAGCUCAGUGCUUCCUAUCCAUUACACUUAAAAGCUAUCCAAUGAGAUACCUCUCUACCCCUCCCUAACUACCUUCUUAUAACAAAUCUAAAUACAAUCCUCUGCUCUCUUUCUCUCUCUGCCAGGUGUGCAUUCUGUUAGUUAGUAAUAGAUUCCUUCUGCCCCCUUCUAGAGUACACCUUCCAUAUUCUUGGCCC